AUGUCAGGAAAAGGACAAUUAGACAAACCGAUAAAAGAAAGAGAACCCCCUAAGGUUUCCGUGGACAGCAGGAAUUCAACGGUUCGCAAGCGAAGUACUCUUAUUUCUUCAGAAUCAAUAAUUUUACCUCGGAGUGUGUCGGAAAGUCCAUAUGAAUCGCCUUCGGGACGUGAUGUGCCGAAUUCUAUUUCGCCAUCGGAAAGUGGCAGUGAUGCUAAUUCCUCUCGUUCGCUUAAAGAUUCUAAUAAUUGGGUAUCAUCCGACCUUCCGUUACCAAGAAGUCAAGCGAAGUCUUCUGAUGACAACACUUCUAGUUGUUCAUCGGAUUUGCCUUCGGUGAUUUACAUCUCGUUGGCAGAGAUUUUGGUUCGGACGCCGCGCUCGAACGACACACCUAUUGUUACUCAGAAUGAUCAAAAACGUGAGAUCGAGGAUUCACAAAAAUGGACGAUGAGCGAUAAGGAAAUAAAUAAUGGCGGUUCAUCAAUCAUCAAGAAGAGCCAUGUGAAUGAAAUCCCAAGAAGAGGAUCUCAGGCGACCACGUUUUCAUCAUCAUCACACUUUGAAAAUAAUGAAGGAUCAAGAGUAAGAAAUCGCGGGAGGCCGAUUCUACCGAAUGCUCCAGAAUCUUCAAUAACAAAAUCACUACCACCACCCAUUACCAUUCCUGGUAGCCUUGGAAAUUUCUCACAUCCAGUUCGGAUCCCAGGAUCUGAAUCACUGGAGAGGGCGAUCGUGAAAAAACAAAAACAACUCAUCGAUCUGGUACUGUCGUUAUGGCCAAUAAUUCGACUGCCUCCUGCAAGACACAUCGCAACAUGUUUAUCUCCUGAGACAUUGGAAAAACGAAAAAUGUUUUCUUCGUUGACAGUCGGGGUGAUCGCAACGAAGAAUGGAAAACAAAUGGUCUCAUCGAUAACAAUAAAAAAAACGAAAUAUUCGAGUGUCAAUAAUCGUCAAGAACCAGUGUUGGUGUCGGGCGUAUGUGAUCCUCGCGAAUAUGUGAUCAAACAUUGCCCGACUUACCAGAAUCCUCCUUUGGAUAAGCGAUCUCCAGAUUCGGAGUGGACGGCAGAAUUUUUGUUGACCAAUGUGUUACCAAAAUUGGCGAGAGAAACCGAGAUUGUACAACAACAACCGGGCUUGUUGCUGACGGUCAAAGAGGUGAAGAUGAGGGGGUUGGAGAUGAAUAGUUUAUUCGAGUGUAGAAAGUGCGCAAAGAGCAAUUAUGAAAAAACAUUUGAUUACGUAGGAGUUAUAAAACACUUGCAAAACUCUAGACAUGGUUUCAAGACCAUUGACGAGGAAGAACACAUCAAGAUCAAUUUGAGAGCAUAUAUAAACGCAUUUUAUGACAACCUGCCUCCCAGAAUUAUCAGAGAACCGUUGGAAUAUUUGCGUUAUUAG
Messenger RNA from Acaulospora colombiana, 1407 nucleotides. NCBI's taxonomy places the organism in Eukaryota, Fungi, Glomeromycota, Glomeromycetes, Diversisporales, Acaulosporaceae. The record is from the annotation of a GenBank genome assembly.